Messenger RNA from Trichomonas vaginalis G3, 318 nucleotides. RefSeq lists its product as uncharacterized. The record is from RefSeq and is a predicted model, not a curated record. The coding region runs from base 1 to 318 and encodes 105 amino acids. NCBI's taxonomy places the organism in Eukaryota, Parabasalia, Trichomonadida, Trichomonadidae. The transcript has a single exon.
AUGACUGAAGCCAAACAAGAUUUAAUUGAAUUAUCAACAAAUCCUUUAGAUGUAUGGAUAAAUACACAUUAUGAUGAAUUGUGUGCAGGUAUGACGUGUGAAAAUGCUUUAUUCUGCAAACCAUCAGACAUGAAAGACAAGAAUUUCCAAAUGAGUAUUAAGGAUAAAUGUGAUAGGAAACAUAGAAGAAUAGACGGUAAACAAACAUGGUGUUAUGUUUUGAAAGAAGAAAUGAAAGGAUUAUAUAAACAGGUUGAACCAAACGAUAAUGAUGAUUCAUUUACUGACGAUGAAAUACCUGUAAAUGAAGCUUUAUAA